CUGAAGUAGUUCCCAUCGUAGAUAAAGAGAGUGGCAGAGAGAACGCAGUUAACUGCCAAGAGACAGAAUAUGAAGUAGAGACUAUAAAGUUGAAAAGGCCCAACCUUUCUCCAAUCUAAUUCGAGCAUCAGAAAGUUCAAUGAUUGGUAUUGUUAUUAUAGGUGAUUUGCCCAAUUCUCUGAAUUCACGAUGAAAUCUGCACUUAUAAGCACUAAUUCCUUGCACCCAUUUACUCCGUUUGGUGCGCAUAUAUUCUCUAAGCCAAAGAAUCCCAGUGUAUUCUGCAUAAAACCCAUUACUUUGCCCGCCAUACUCUCCUUGAAAUCCCAGUCCAAGCCAUCCAGAUUGGUUGCGCUUUGCGCUUCCCAUAACGCAAGCCCUUCGAAUGCCGAACUGAAGGAUCGUGGGGUGGAGGAGGUUCCGAGUGAAGACUUUGUUGAAGAUGAGAAUUCACAAAGCCGAUGGAAUGUGGAAGUGGGGAGCCCCAGUGUUCUGCCCAAUGUUGUGCCGGCGGCCAAGUUGAGCUUGAGUGACCAAGCGUUCUUUCUCCUGGCCUUCAUUGCUUGCACGAAUUCUGUGGCAUUCACUAGACUUAUUAAUGCAGCUGUCCCAACACUAAAUAUCCUCAAUUUGCAAUAUACAUUUCCUGGGUUGUUGUCACAGCCAACACCUAUCCAAUUGCAGCAAUCAUCACCAACCCAAGAAGAAAGCGGACACCUAUCCAAUUGCAGCAAUCAUCACCAACCCAAGAAGAAAGCCGACCCGAUGGAUCUCUAAGAUUGUCUUUAAAGCGAAGAAGUGCUUUCCUCUCCACCUCUAAGCAUCUUAAAUUUGGGCUCUUGGUACAUGAAAUGGAUUUAAUAAGUUGAAGGUAAGAUGCAAUUCCAAACAGAGAGAAGAAGAAAAUGGGGAUGAGAUGAAGAGCGGACAUAUCGCAAACCAUUCUGCCACUCAAAUGCUUGUGAGGGCCUAAGACAUGCAUGGUGGAGUUCAAGUAUUUAUUCAUGGCGAUGACGAGAAUUGGUUCGUAAAGCUAAGCAAGUACAGCUAAUUAAUAAUCCUAUUAAACGACUAUAAUAAAGUUAAGCAAGUAAGAUGAAGUUAUAUAUUUCGUCUCCCAAAAAAAAAAAAAAAAAAUACACUUUACCCCCCAAAGUUUGGGACAAUUCUCAAUUCAACCUUCAAUGUUUUAAUUUUUACAAUGCACCCUCCUCCAAACUUCCAAA
Corylus avellana is the source of this 1226-nucleotide messenger RNA. The record is from RefSeq and is a predicted model, not a curated record. NCBI's taxonomy places the organism in Eukaryota, Viridiplantae, Streptophyta, Magnoliopsida, Fagales, Betulaceae.